Messenger RNA from Candida dubliniensis CD36, 777 nucleotides. It is a transcript of the gene PGA33, whose product is annotated as Pga33p. Bases 1 to 777 code for a protein of 258 amino acids. NCBI's taxonomy places the organism in Eukaryota, Fungi, Ascomycota, Pichiomycetes, Serinales, Debaryomycetaceae. The record is from RefSeq and is a predicted model, not a curated record. The transcript has a single exon.
AUGAGGGGUAUCAUUUUAUUGAGUUUUAUCCUCACAUCUUGUUUAGCGGCAGAUGCUGUCCCUGCUGCUGCUGCCGCGCCCGCUGAUGAUGCUGCCGGUGUCGCUGCUGCUGCUGGUGCUGGUGCAGUUACAACUACCACUCCAGCUGGCGCUGCUGCUGCUGCUGCUGCAACCACUGCAACCACAGCUAAAACAAACACUGCAACCACUACCAACGCUGCUGCUGCUGCUGCUGAUACAUUGGCUACUAAAGGCACUACUACAGGUACAGUGAAGACAACUGGAGUCACUACAGGUACAGCUAAAACCACUGCAGCAACUGCUGUUACUGCAGACACUGCUGUAGCAGCAAAUCCUGCUACUAUGAAUCCAUCUGAGUUGUCUGUAUAUUCAUUGACAGUUACCAUGAACCAAGCACAAUUACAAAACUUUUUAGCCACCCACACUGGUGCUGCUGCUGCUGCUGCUACUACGAGUGCUACCGGUACAUCUGCAGCAUCUGGUGCAAGCUUAGACGACUCCACAACAGCUGCUGCUGCUGCUGGCGGUGAUAGUAAUGGAGCUGCUACUAUUGAUGAUACCACUAAAGGUCUUACAUUUGUCACAUCUAGAACGUUGAAACCAAGUAGUAGUGCAACCUCGCAAGCUUCUGCUCAAGCACUGGGUUCUGGUUCUAAUGCUGGUCAAGCUAAUUCAGCUGGUGUAUAUUCAACAAGCUCUAUUCUUGUAUUCAUUUCUAUUUGCAUAAGUUUUAUUGGAGGUUCAUUGGGUAUAUAA